Messenger RNA from Sitophilus oryzae (rice weevil), 2181 nucleotides. RefSeq lists its product as uncharacterized. NCBI's taxonomy places the organism in Eukaryota, Metazoa, Arthropoda, Insecta, Coleoptera, Curculionidae. The transcript has a single exon. The record is from RefSeq and is a predicted model, not a curated record. Bases 1 to 2181 code for a protein of 726 amino acids.
AUGAAACCUCUUACACAAGCACAAUACCAAUAUAUUCAAAGCUGUAAAGAGUGUCACAUUUGUUUGAAACCGUUUAAUAAAAAUGAUACAAUUGUUAAGGAUCAUUCACAUUUUACGGGUGAAUUUCGAGGUCUUGCUCAUUCUCACUGCAAUAUUAAUUAUCAGGAUUCUCAUACAGUACCUGUUAUCUUUCAUAAUCUCUCAGGCUAUGAUAGUCACUUCCUGAUAAGGGCUUUAGCUACUCAGAUUAAGGGAAACAUGAGUCUUUUACCAUUAAACAAAGAACGAUACAUUUCCUUUACAAAAUACAUUCACAACACAAAAGUUAAUUUUAGAUUUUUAGAUUCGUUUCGUUUUAUGGCUAGUAGUCUCGAUAAAUUAGCAUCUUAUCUAGUAGAUAAUCAAAAAGAAAUUAUUCUAAAAUAUUAUCCAAAGCAUGUGGAGUUCCAAUUGUUGUCACGUAAAGGAGUUUUUCCUUAUGAAUACCUAAAUAAUUGGGAAAAAUUACAAGACAUUGAAUUGCCUACAAAAGAUCAAUUUUAUAGUUCUCUUAAUAAAACAAAUAUUUCCGAAGAGGAUUAUCAGCAUGCAAAAUUAGUGUGGAACACGUUUAGCAUUAAAAAUCUACAAGAAUAUGCAGAAUUAUACUUAAAAACCGAUGUUUUGUUACUUGCUGAUAUUUUUGAAAAUUUUAGAAUUACAUGUAUGAAGACCUAUGGAUUAUGUGCUCUUAAUUUUUUUACCGCACCUGGAUUAGCUUUCCAAUCUAUGCUGAAAAUUAGUAAUAUAGAGCUUGAAUUGUUAACUGACAUUGAUAUGAUUAUGUUUAUUGAACAAGGUAUACGAGGGGGUGUUUCACAAUGUUCUAAUCGAUAUGCAAAAGCAAAUAAUAAAUAUAUGGAAAACCAAUUUGAUGACAAUGAACCUUCAUCAUAUCUUAUGUAUUAUGAUGUUAAUAAUUUAUAUGGAGCAGCUAUGUCUAUGCCUCUGCCUCAAUCACAUUUUGAAUGGGUUCAAGAUAUAUAUGAGUUACCAAAUAUAAUAGAUAUUCCUGAAAAUAGUGACAUUGGUUAUAUCUUUGAAGUUGAUCUUACUUAUCCUCAAGAACUUUUUGAUUAUCACAAAGAUUUACCAUUAUGUCCGGAAAGGAGAAUACCUGCUGGUUCAAAGAUUCCUAAAUUACUUACAACUCUAUAUAAUAAGGAAAAAUAUAUCAUUCACUAUCGUAAUUUACAACAAGCCGUUAGUUUAGGAUUAAAAAUAACAAAAAUUCAUAGAGUUUUAAAAUUUAAACAGUCUUGUUGGUUAAAGUCUUACAUUGAUUUAAAUACAGCAUUGCGAAAAAAUAGUAAAAACGAAUUUGAAAAAAACUUUUACAAACUGAUGAACAAUGCUGUAUUUGGUAAGACUAUGGAGAAUGUUCGUAAAUAUAAAGAUAUUAAACUUGUAACGAAAUGGUCAGAAAGGUAUGGAGCUAAAUACUAUAUUUCACAACCAAAUUUUCAUAGUUGUACCAUUUUUGAUCAGGACAUGGUAAUAAUCGAAAUGAAACGUGUAAAAGUUAAAUUUGAUAAACCAAUUUAUGUAGGAUUUUCCAUUUUAGAUUUAUCUAAGACUUUUAUAUACGAUUUUCAUUAUAACUAUAUUCAAAACAAAUUUGGAGAAAAAGCAAAAUUAUUAUAUACUGAUACUGAUUCUCUCAUCUACCAUUUUUUUGUGAACGAUAUUUAUUACUCAAUUCAGCAAGACAUUCAUAAAUUUGAUACAUCAGACUAUCCUCCUAAUAAUGUGUAUAAUAUACCACAAAAAAACAAAAAAAUAUUAGGUCUUAUGAAAGAUGAAAAUAAUGGGAAAAUAAUGACUGAAUUUAUUGGUUUACGAUCUAAACUGUACACUUUUAGAACUCAAGCACAUAGUUGUGAAAAUUUAAAUGUUAGUAAAAAAGCUAAGGGUAUAAAGUCAUCUUCACUUAAAGCUAUAACUUUUGACGAUUUUUAUCAAUGUCUUUUUAAUAAUUCCACUCUUGAAACUGAACAACAUUUAAUUCAAUCAAAAAAACAUCAAGUGUAUACUAUAGCCCAAAGAAAAAUAGCUCUAUCUCCGAAUGAUGAUAAAAGAAUUAUUAAUUAUUUGUAUACAGAUACAAAACCAUGGGGUUGGGAACUAAGGGGAAACAUUUAG